Cervus elaphus (red deer) is the source of this 1936-nucleotide messenger RNA. RefSeq names its product zinc finger protein 581 (gene ZNF581). The transcript has 2 exons. Gene Ontology annotation, molecular function: RNA polymerase II cis-regulatory region sequence-specific DNA binding; DNA-binding transcription factor activity. NCBI's taxonomy places the organism in Eukaryota, Metazoa, Chordata, Mammalia, Artiodactyla, Cervidae. Gene Ontology annotation, biological process: regulation of transcription by RNA polymerase II. The record is from RefSeq and is a predicted model, not a curated record. Bases 233 to 829 code for a protein of 198 amino acids.
CCGGCCGGAGCCGUUUCCCGGCGGCCCGUGCGCCCCGCCCCCACCGUCCUGCCCUGGACCCUCUCCUCCGUCCCCCGGUCCUCUCCGCCCCUCCUCUGCGCCGCUAGCUCCCGAGGGACGCGCCGAACGCCCCCGGCCCGCCGCCGCCUGCACCCUCGCGGGGAACCCGGGGCCGAUCAGGAGCCGCCCGGACCCGAGAGGCUGCUGCACCGGGCCUCAGCCACCCAUCCGGAUGCUGGUGCUGCCGGCCCCCGGCCCCCGGCCCCUGGCGUUUCCCUCCGCUGAGGCCAUGCAGGCCCCUCCCCCUCGGACGGGCGGGUCCCCAGAGCCCGGACCUUCCUGCUCCACAGGAUGUCCCCAGACCUCGUCCUCUCCUUCCAGGCCCAACCACUACCUGCUCAUAGACACCCAGGGCGUCCCGUACACCGUACUGGUGGACGAGGAGUCGCAGAGGGAGACCGGGCCCGAUGGGGCGUCGGCCCAGAAAAAAUGCUACAGCUGCCCCGUGUGCUCCCGGGUCUUCGAGUACAUGUCCUACCUGCAGCGACACAGCAUCACCCACUCGGAGGUGAAGCCCUUUGAGUGCGACACCUGCGGGAAGGCAUUCAAGCGGGCCAGCCAUCUGGCGCGCCACCACUCCAUUCACCGGGCAGGCGGCGGGCGGCCCCACGGCUGCCCGCUGUGCCCUCGCCGCUUCCGAGAGGCGGGCGAGUUGGCCCAGCACAGCCGGGUCCACUCCGGGGAGCGCCCCUACCAGUGCCCGCAUUGCCCGCGCCGGUUCAUGGAGCAGAGCACACUGCAGAAGCACACGCGGUGGAAGCACCCCUGAGCCAGGCUGCGGGCCCCCCAGGUACCGCGGGAUUCGCGGGGGAGGCUGUGUGCACAUGGGCGCCUGUCGUCCCCAGACAGCCGGCGAGCACCAGGGAGCCCUGGACACAAACACAGACCCACCUCCGCGGGGAGGCCGACCCCGGCCUUAAGGAGAAGCCCUGCAGUCAUCUCCGGGUGUUUGGGAGAUAAGAUGGGAACAAGACCCGCACGUUUCCUGAAUGGAACCCUCUAACCUCAGAGACACCAGCGAUUCCACGAUUGAGCGCUGACUGCUGGGGUUGGGCCGGGUCGGGGCAAGAGUGCUGUGUGUUACCGUUCUCGGGCCUGAAAACUGUGCCUGGGGGCCACCAGGAAUCUGCACUGCCUUCCUGAGACCCACCUCCCCCCCGCCCCCACAAUGUGCGGUGCUGGGGGAAAGGGCCCCACACUUGCCUCCCACUCUCCAGCCAGAGGUGGAGACUGGACACUCACUCAAUAAACACGUGUUCCCACUUUGAGCACGUGAGGUCGGUUCUGGGAGACUGCCUCUGCCCACUGCCUGGCAGGGAGACUUGGCAAGUGCCUGGCCCACCUGGCUGGGGAAUGGGAAGGUUGGCCUGCCCUGGGGUUCAUCCGAGCUUGGCUCCUGACCACCUGUGUCAUUGAGGCAGUGUUUUUAAUCUUCACUCUCUAAAAACCACGACCCAUUGUAAGAAACACAUUUUAUAUGGCAACCCGGUAUACAGAUACACAAAAUACAUGCAAAACAAAGGUUUAACAAUAGUUACUUCUGCUGUGUGCAGGCCUCAUGUUUUUUUCCAUCUACUUCAUUUUUUAGACUAAUUACCGAUUUCAUUCUACCAUAUUAAAUUUUCUGUGCAUGAAUAUGUAGUUUGAAAGACACCGAACUAGGGUAGGUGCCUCCCCCUGCACGUUUUGACCCCCGUAGUGAAGUGAAUAGGAGGGGCUCGUGGCCAAGACUGUUGACUUUCCAGCUGCAGGGGUAAAAAGCACUGCUCUCUUAAGGGCCGGUAGGAAUUUCGGAGCACAGAAGCUACCGGAGAGAGGGAGGAGAGGCAGGUGGCGCUGGGGCAAAAGCCGAAUAAACACCUGCUCUCUCACUGAA